GGCGCCGGUUGCCAUGGCGGCGGGCGCGGGGUCCUCUAUCAGAGCUGGGCUAACUCUGUUCCGCCUGACGGGCAGUAGACACACGGGGAAGGGGGAGACAGGCAGAUCCGCGGCUCCUUCGCUUGGAGCCAUCGUCUCCCGGUAACCCCGGGAUGGAGAACCCACCACUAGGCUCGGGGUUGAAGGAUUACCAUGUGCUGAAUCUGAUCGGGGAGGGGUCCUUCGGCAGAGUCUAUAAGGGCCGCAGGAAGUUCAGUGGACAGGUCGUGGCGCUGAAGUUCAUCCCGAAGGUCGGCCGCUCGGAGAAGGAGCUGAGGUGCCUGCAACGGGAGAUUGACAUCAUGCGGGGUCUCCGGCACCCCAACGUGAUCCAGCUGCUCGACAGCUUCCACACUGACCAGGAGGUAGUGGUGGUGACGGAGUAUGCGGAGGGCGAACUCUUCCAGGUGUUGGAGGAUGACGGCAGCCUCUCCGAGGAGCAGGUCCAGGAGAUUGCGGGGCAGCUGGUGUCUGCUCUGUAUUACCUGCACUCCCACCGCGUCCUACACCGGGACCUGAAGCCUCAGAAUGUUCUGAUCGGCAAGGGAGGGAUCCUCAAACUCUGCGACUUUGGCUUUGCACGGGCCAUGAGCCAGCAGACCCUAGUGCUGACCUCCAUCAAAGGGACCCCACUGUACAUGAGCCCAGAGCUGGUGGAGGAGAGACCCUACGACCACACGGCCGACCUCUGGUCCUUGGGCUGCAUCCUCUAUGAGCUCUUUGUCGGCACUCCUCCCUUCUACACCAGCAGCAUCUUCCAGCUGGUUAGCAUUAUCGUCAGAGACCCUGUCAAGUGGCCCAAGGGCAUCAGCUCCCAAUUCAAGGAGUUUCUGCAGGGACUUCUGACCAAGGAUCCAAACCAGAGACUCUCGUGGCCUGACCUCCUCCACCACCCAUUCGUGGCUGACAGAGUAUUCGUAGUGGAGGAGGAGAGACAGGAUGAGGCCAGCUACAAGCCCCUGACCCUUGUGCUAAGCCCCGAGGAACAGGCACGGAAGGAAAAGCAGAGCCGUGAACGGGCACCCACCUCUGGUCACUCCCGCAUCCUGAGGAAGGCCCGGCAGAGAAUGCUGCAGGAGGGACGCAACAAGGACUCGGGUAAUCAAUUGGUCAUCCAGGAGACAAACCCAAGGGUGGAUUCCAAGGCCCAGGAGAGUAGGUGGCCUGCAGGAGAAGAGGCUGCUAAUGACUGGAUCCCAGCACACAGCGCUCAUCCCUGUGUACAGACCACCAGCCACCAGGGAAGCACGCAGGCCCAGCAGACGGGGCAGAGUCUUCGACAGAUCAGCCGGGAUUAUGAGCUGGAGUUCCCCGAGGUCCAGAUCUCAACGAGGAUGGUGAAGAAGAAAAGUCACAGCACAGAAAAUGAGCAGGCAGUGGACAGUGAUGAUGAAUGGCAGCAGCUGAUCGAGGCCACUGACCCAUCUGCUCUGCAGCUCAGCACCCCGCUGGCUCUCCUGCAGGACCCCACCUUCCGCGAACGACUGCAGACUAGGCUGGAGAACUCCAGCGCGCAGGUACUGGAGGGGAUGCUGGAGGGAGCCUCCCGAUUACGCCCAGUGCUGCGCGUCACCACCCACCUGCUGGCCACGCGAUGUGACGGGGAGCUGCUGCACACCUUCUCUCAGAGCCUGCGCCUGCCCCAGCUCCUGCUACAACUCAUCAGGGCUGUGCUGCAGAGUGACCAUCUCCGACAGCAGCCCUGGAGAGCACCUGUUCUCUGCGACCUCCUCUCUGCCCUAUCUGCCUACUUUGCUGGUGACUUUGGCAUGGAUUCUGAUAGUGGGAUACAGGCAUUGGACCAGUCUGCCUCACAGUUCCUCUCACUCCUCCCUUGGCUGCUGUCACAGGGGUCUGUCCAGGAACCGCGGCUGAAGGAACAAGCUCUCACGUGUCUCAUCCUCCUGUGUGAGGCAGUGGAUCGAACCUCUCAGGCUUCCUCUCGCUUGGUUUAUGAGUCUCUGCUGUCUGAGCACCAGGCUGUAUUGGACAGUUUGCUGCAGGGCAGCCAGGAAAUGCAGCAGCCACCCACAAAGCAGCAAGGUUUGGAAGGGUUUUCGGAGUCCCAGGAUCACCUUCAGGUUGUGCACACUGCUGCAGUGGCUGCUCUCUGCCACGUCCCACCAGGAGGGAGCUGCUGUCAAGAAUCCAAGCGCAAGGUGACUCAGUAUGUGAACAACCGCCUCUUUCCCACAGAGAAGCCACGGGCACCGAACAGGUUUCUGAAUGGAAUUAAAGACCAGACCCUGGUGCCCUACACACUAAAGGUUAUCUACUCCUGCUGUAAUGUCAGUAAAGACACAUGUCAGCUCGUCAUGGACGAGGCUUUACAAAACUUGAUCGGGCUCCUGGAAAGUCAGGUCUCCCCCGAAGACCCCGUCUGGUCUCAGCUCUGGGAACUUUCUCUCUUCCUUCUGUUGCUGGUGGUGAUACAAUUGGAUCAUGUCCCAGACAGGCUGGAAGAUGCAACCGGUGCAGUCGUCUCGAUCUUACUGCGAUCUCCGGUUCACACUAGUGCUGCAGCCCUCCUAUUGAUCGAAUUGAGGUCUCGAGGUUGUUCCGUGGAGCUUCAGCUCGAAGACCUUCUGCAAGCAGCCCUUGUCACGCUGACUUCCAGCUUCCAGCAUUCAGUUACCCCACCACAAGACCUGGGCAUGUUGGACGGGCUGUUGAUCCUGUUGCUGCAGAUAGCUGCUGAGGGUGCAGCUGCCAUUCUCCAGGGUUCUGAGGUGUGGCCACUCAGCUGGCGGAGGGUGUGCCAUGCCCUGCGCAUCUGCCCGGAGGGGCCGCUGAUGGAAGGGGACACGCCGAGACCAGGAAGACCCACCCCUGUCCCCAACUGGAGCUGUCUCUCUCCCACAGGGCUUCUGGCUUUCCUCAGUCUGGCCACACUGGUGUUUGCCACCGUUCCCUACCACUGCAUUCCGCUGCUCUCCAGUCCCUCCAGUGUCGUGUUGGCAACACUCGGGCAUCUGCUGUCAGAGCCAUUCCUCGCUCAUCUGAGUCAAAGGUUCUGCUCCGAGCCCGGCCAGGACUUCGUGUCAUGCGUGGUGCUGCGAGUGUGCCAGCUCCUGUGUUUUCCCUUCGCCACAGAUGUGGAGGAGCCACUCUUCAGUAAUGUCCUGCUAGCCCUGCUGGAGGGAGACAUGGUCCGGCACCUAGUGCAGCUGACUCUGUGUGGCCUGCCCUCCCCAGAACCUGACCUGCCCCUGUCUCUGCUCUGCCACCUCUCCCUGUCGGCAGUGGGCCCCAGUCAGGAGCGGCUGCUCUCCAGCCUGCCCCCUCCUACCCACCUCUCCUCUCUGCUGAACCAGCUCCUUUCCUCUCCUCCCCCCUCUGCUUCUCCCUCCUCACCACCCCCUCCUGCUCUCUUACUGUCACUCCUCUCCUGGCUUUGCCGCCUCUCUCCCCCUACUCGGCCACUACUGCGCGACGCAUUGGAGGGAGAGGGAGGCGAGGGGAGUUCCACGCCCUGUCCCUCCAGACCCCUGCUCCAAGCUCUGUCCCACCCACACCCUCUGGUCCGGUCCCAGGCAUGUCAGCUGGCCUCUGUCCUGCGACUGGAGGGCGAGGCGGCAGGGAAUGGGGUCACCUCUCCAGGAUCCCCACCCGCUCCCAGAGCUUUCCCUGAGGGAGAGUGAGCUGCUGGGCAGGAGUCCAAGAGGUCCUGAUCUCCCUCAAGGCUCCCAAGCUUCUGGCCCAGCUGUGGGAUUGGACUGUGCCUUCUCUCACCACCCCUGGCAUGCACACCCAGUCAUCGGUCCAGAGGUUUCUCCAUCACUACUCCCAGAACUUGGACAUCUUGUGGUCACCUCCCCUCCUGACACCAUGCCUCUCUCCUGGGACAACAAGGGCUGAGGGUUGUAAGCAGGAUGGGAGCUGACAGGGAGCGAGGCAGCCAAAGGCAAAAGGUUGGGCUGGGUUGGGGGUAGUGUGCAAGAACAAAGUCCGUGGUGUUGCGAGGUCACAAUUCAAUGGUGGAGAUCACAUAAGUGAGGGGCGAAGGGCAGAGGUCAGAUCAGCGAGAGAUUGCAGGUCAGGGAUGGAGCCUAACAACAGAAAGGUCAGGGCACUAAGGGGUUGGAGGUCAGGGGUGGUGAGAGGUCACAAGUCCAGCAAAAGUGACAGACAAUGGGUCAGGAACGAAGGUUUGGGCAGAGGUCAGUUACAGGUCAGGGUCAGCUAGAGAUCAGCUACACAGGCUGUGAGAAGUCAGGGGUCAGUUGGUCUGGGGUUGAAAGCAGACACAGCAGCUAUUUUACCUGAGGGGCUCCAAGAGCUGUUUCCUUCCUUUGGCAUAGGGGGAUGGCAGGUGGAGGGAGGGAAAUGGGUAGAGAGACCUCCACUUCCCGUUGUGCACCAUACCAUCCAUCAGCUCUGUAUGUCCUCACAUUAAAUUCUAUCUGAUAAACUAUCACAUCCAAAUAUUGCAUAUUUAGUUCAUCCAUAGCUUGUACGUUGCUGUCGAGUGAGUGCUGCACACAGGGUUGCUAGCCUUGAGUGCCUGUGCCAGUCUUUCCUGGAGGUCAGCUGUCGUUCCAGCAUCACUGACCUUUCUCAGUUGCCAUCCAGUCUUUCCUGGAGGUCAGCUGUCGUUCCAGCAUCACUGACCUUUCUCAGUUGCCAUCCAGUCUUUCCUGGAGGUCAGCUGUCGUUCCAGCAUCACUGACCUUUCUCAGUUGCCAUCCAGUCUUUCCUGGAGGUCAGCUGUCGUUCCAGCAUCACUGACCUUUCUCAGUUGCCAUCCAGUCUUUCCUGGAGGUCAGCUGUCGUUCCAGCAUCACUGACCUUUCUCAGUUGCCAUCCAGUCUUUCCUGGAGGUCAGCUGUCGUUCCAGCAUCACUGACCUUUCUCAGUUGCCAUCCAGUCUUUCCUGGAGGUCAGCUGUCGUUCCAGCAUCACUGACCUUUCUCAGUUGCCAUCCAGUCUUUCCUGGAGGUCAGCUGUCGUUCCAGCAUCACUGACCUUUCUCAGUUGCCAUCCAGUCUUUCCUGGAGGUCAGCUGUCGUUCCAGCAUCACUGACCUUUCUCAGUUGCCAUCCAGUCUUUCCUGGAAGUCACUGGUGCUCCAGAUGUCGCUCACAUCAUACACCAAAGUGCUCUCUUCAGUUACCUGAUGAGGUAACCAUGGCCUUUGGCCAGGAGCAGGUGCCCAACCUUCCAAGAGUGUUUUGACCCCCUAACAAUGACACUCCCCAAUUGGCUGGUCAGCAGUCACUACCCAUCUGCUCCUGACUUCCAGCUUAACUCCUCCCGCCUGCUCCAUAUCCAGCAAGAGGCUCUUUCUGCUUCCUCCCCCAUCCCGCGAGCUGCUUGGUUCUUCUUUUCAUCGAGGCCCGGCGCAGACAACAACCUCCAUGCCGACCUUGCUGGGAACUCUCUACAGCCGAUCUCCAUGGGGAAUAGCCACAUCUGCUGUGCUUUGUCUCUGCACUCCUGGAUUAAGGACUGAUACUUAAGGGCCUUCCUCUUGUGAGUCUUCUUGAAUCCUUCCUCCCAUGGUACUAUGUGUGCCACCAGGAUGAUUUUCUUGUCUUCUGUGGACCACAGUACAAAAUCUGGUCAAAGUGUGGUUUGCACCAGUUCUGGGAACUGCAACUUCCUCCCCACAUCAACCCUCAUCUCCCAUAAAGCACUGGUGAGGCCUCACUUAGAGUAUUGUGAGCAGGUUUGGGCCCCUUAUCUUAGAAAGGUUGUGCGGAAACUGGAGAGAGUUAAAAGGAGGUUCACGGAAAUUAUUCCAGGAUUGAAUGGUUUGUCAUAUGAAGAACAUUUGAUGGCUCUGGGCCUGUUUUCAUUAGAAUUCAGAAGUAUGAGGGGUGACCUCAUUGAAACAUAUCAAAUGGUGAAAGGGCUCAAUAGAGUGGAUUUGGAGAGGAUAUUUCCUAUGGUGGGAGAGUCUAGGACCAGAUGACACAGCCUCAGAAUAGAGGGGCAGCCUUUUAGAUUGGAGAUGAGGAAUUUCUUUAGCCAGAUAGUGAUGAGGCAGCUAUGGAGGAUAAGCCUUUAUGUAUAUUUAAGGCAGAGGUUGAUAAAUUCUUGAUUGGUCAGGACUUGAAGGGAGAUGGUGAGAAGGCAGGAGAUUGGGGUUGAGAGGGAAAAUGGAUUAGCCAUGAUGAAAUGGUGUAGCAGACACAAUGGGCCAAAUGGCCUAAUUCGGCUCCUGUAUCUAUGAUCUUAUGGGCUUAAUUUCCAGAUGAGAAGUUAUUUAGUGUUCUGUGGUUGGAUAUAGCAUGCACAAUUUUGACUGUUGGGCUCUCUAUUUGUCCUGCAUGAUUCAAGCUGGUAGCUCAUUGAGAACAAACGGCCAUAAAUGACCAAUUGUCACUUGCUGGAAAGAGGGGAAUAAAUGGAUACUGGGUUAGAGCAGAGCCAAUAAGAAGGUGCUAAAGGUUAGACGUGUGACGUGUAGCCAAUGACUGAAAUGCAAUAUUUGAAUUGGUAAGAAAUGAGUGUUAAAGAAAACACUCUGAGUGUGCUGGCAGCAAUGACUCUCUGGGGGUUUACUAUCGUGGAUCUGAGGUGCCCCAUUGACAUGAAGAUUCGAAUGGGACUAUGAGAAACACGUCCAGCAGCAAAUAUUCCUUUUUAACUUGUAUUAUCUUUUUUAUUUGGUUGGUUAAGUUCAUGUGUUCUUCUGUUGAGAUAAUAAAGCCUGAGAAGAGUUUAUUCGUAAUAAAGGUACAUGUCAGUAAUUACAGAUUCUCUCUGUGCCUCCCUGAUCAUUAGUACAAGGGGUGAUACUAGUAACAGAAUUGGCAUCCCUGGGUGGGCUCGAGGU
Molecule: messenger RNA, 6820 nt
Organism: Mobula hypostoma (lesser devil ray)
Lineage: Eukaryota; Metazoa; Chordata; Chondrichthyes; Myliobatiformes; Myliobatidae
Gene: stk36
Product: serine/threonine kinase 36 (fused homolog, Drosophila)
Exons: 27
Coding region: 153-3680 (1175 amino acids)
Biological process (GO): protein phosphorylation
Cellular component (GO): cytoplasm
Molecular function (GO): ATP binding; protein kinase activity
Source: RefSeq, a predicted model, not a curated record